This is a messenger RNA of Bradysia coprophila, 946 nucleotides long. Its product is annotated as enoyl-CoA delta isomerase 1, mitochondrial-like. Gene Ontology annotation, cellular component: mitochondrion. NCBI's taxonomy places the organism in Eukaryota, Metazoa, Arthropoda, Insecta, Diptera, Sciaridae. The record is from RefSeq and is a predicted model, not a curated record. Gene Ontology annotation, biological process: fatty acid beta-oxidation.
CAAUCCCAUACAAUUCGUCGAACUCCAUACAAUAAUGAUCAGAAAUUCCACACAAAUUAUUUGCAAUUCAGUGACCAAAUGGAUUCCAAAGGUCACAGUACGGAAUUUGUCUGCUGUAACCAAUGCUUUAGUGAAUGUAGAAGUUAAUGACAAAACCGGCAUCUCUCUCGUUACAAUAAAUCGAAAGCCAGUGAAUGGAUUGAGUUUGGAAUUGUUUGAAGCGUUAUCAACUACCUUGGACGAUCUUGAAAACGACAAAACUAGAGGGGCCGUACUGACAUCUGGUUGUGCAUCAGUAUUUUCGGCUGGUUUUGAUCUAAAUGAGCUGUACAAACCAGAUGCUGAACGAUUUAGGAAAUUUUGGAUGGCAUUCCAAAAUGUUUGGCUAAAAUUAUAUGGCUCGACAUUUCCAACAGCGGCGGCGAUAAACGGCCACGCUCCAGCCGGAGGUUGCUUCUUAGCAAUUAGCUGUGAAUAUCGUGUGAUGUGUCCCAACUACAAUAUAGGAUUGAAUGAAACUCGUCUCGGUAUAGUUGCCCCAAUAUUUUUGCGUGCAUCUCUCCGCAAUACGAUAUCUCAGCGUGAAGCGGAGAAAGCUUUAACUUUUGGUACACUAUACAGCACCGACAAAGCGCUGAGAAUUGGACUUAUUGAUGAGAUUGCUAACGAUAAGGCGGAAGCUAUCCAGAAAUGUGAGAAUUUCUUGGCACAAUUUAGGAAUGUAUCUGCUAUGGCACGCUCGUUCACGAAGACCAGUUUGCGGAAGAAAGAUUUAGAAGAACUGGAAAAUGGUCGUGAGGAUGACUUUCAAAGCUUUUGGUCGAGGCUUAUUCAGCCUGAAGUUCAAACGCAGAUAGGCGAAUAUCUUCAAAGUUUGAAAAAGAAAUGAAAAGCUUUGUGUAUUAGUAGUGCGAUGCUUCGAUAUUAAAUCGGCCUAAGAAAAUGA